This is a messenger RNA of Paramormyrops kingsleyae, 2044 nucleotides long. Lineage: Eukaryota; Metazoa; Chordata; Actinopteri; Osteoglossiformes; Mormyridae. The record is from RefSeq and is a predicted model, not a curated record.
UCACAAUGCUCCUCAGCUGUGGGGGUGUGCGGGGGUGUGCGUGCUGCUCUCGUCUCCUGGCACACACCAGCCUGCCUCCGUCCCCCCGCUGAAGGACAAGGGAGCCCCACCGCGGAAGACAAGACAGGAGGUCACCCUUCACCCAUGAGUCGUGUCUGUGAGUGGAGCGCUCUCCCCAGAAGAUGGGAAAUACAUCGAAAACAAGCUUGUUUGUUUCCACCAUCUCAGCAGAACAUGACUUCCUCAUGGGGACUCUAUACAGCACUUUCUUCUGCUUCCCACAUUACGGUAACCGGUUCUCCUCCUCCCACGCCCGUGUCCUGGUCCUGGGGGCAUGGUGCUACGCUGUGGUCUUUGCCGUGGGGCCGAUGGCCGAGUGGGGUCGCUACGGGCCGGAACCGUAUGGCACAGCUUGCUCCGUGGACUGGCACGUGCCCCGUGGGGACGCGCAUGCCGUGACCUACGUGGUAGCGCUCUUCCUGUUUGGCUACGCGGUGCCCUGCACCGUCAUCCUCACCUCGUACGCCUUCAUCCUGCUGACGGUGCGCAGCUCACACCUGGCCAUGCGGCAGCACAUAUCCCCGCAGAGCACGGUCUCCAACGCCCACAUACUCAUCGUCAAGCUCUCUGUGGCAGUGUGCGCCGGCUUCCUGGCCGCGUGGAGCCCCUACGCCGUGGUGGCCAUUUGGGCAGCCAGCAGCGGCACUGCCCAGGUGCCCCCGGUUGCCUUCGCCCUGGCAGCUAUCUUUGCUAAGUCCUCCACCGUCUACAACCCCAUAGUCUACCUGUUGUUCAAGCCCAACUUCCGCAAGUCGCUGUACCGGGGGGCGGCGCACCUCCGGGGCCGACUCCAGCCAGGCCGGACCUCCCAGCGUAACCACGGCGACAUCAGCCAUUCUACGCGCUUGUCUGAUGGCCCGCACGAAUGGCACGGAAGGUGCCGGCAUUGUGUGGAGGAUGGGGCGCUCUGCGUGGCGCCGGCACAAAGGACUGCUCGUGUUCUGGUGGUGUCAGCCCACAGUGAAGUACGCGUCAGCCAGAUCUCCGACAGACUUCACUGCGACUUCCUCUGAAGGGACGCCCUGCACGGCCAGUUCCUGUCCCCAGACCAACUGGGACCCGAGCGACCAAUAGGACAGAGACGAGUACCAGCAAUCAGAAGGCUUAGAAGAUGGCUUUGUAUAUGGGGAGGCACCCAGACAGUGACACGACACUACAAUUACAAUAACCCCGACCACAAGGGGGCAGUACUUCCAACAAAAUAAACAUGGGCAGAACAAAUAGCGGUACAACACCUGUCUCAUCUUUUUAGAUUUAUGCAAGGGAGGCUCCUUCUCCAUUUUAGCAGUGAGUGGGCCUCCCAUCUACAGUACAUCCACGAUCACCUCAGUUUUUAGUCUGUACUGAUGUUUAGCUCCAUAGAAUAAAUAAUAUUUCAAAUAUGCAUCUUCUGGUCCCCGGACUACAUAAGACAAACUUUUCCUCUGUCUGGAAGCCUGUCUGACCAAACCCCAUUCAGUGGCCUGGCUGAUCUUCUGGGAGUCAGUGAAAAUGCCACUUGGAGACAGUUACCAUCAGCACUGCAGCGUCCAGACCUGCAGUCAUCAUGCUAACUUUAUAGGGGUCAGAGGGCACUUUAUACAUGCGGGAGAUUCGCUUAAUGGGCCUGCAGUUUCUUUUCUAAGCUUUGACUUUCCCCCGCAUCAUGAGGGAUUUAACAGACGGCUUGUAUCAGUCGUUUGCUCUAUGCAAACACAGGGGGGGGGGGAGGCAAGUGGAGCGGCGACAUCAGCGGCGACCCCUGAGACACGGACAUCCAGCGUUCAUCAGCCGCAGGGUGACACGUUCUCCAUCGUCUAGGCUGGCUGGUCGCUGCUUUAGAUGCUUGGGUCGCAGUAACAUGAUGAGUGGGGGGGAGCCUCUCCAGCUGAAGCAUGGCAGCCUAAGGCAGGUGGUCUCCGGAUGCCAUGCUGGCCACCUGAGGGAGGGUCCAGCACAGUUCCUGCAGAGCUAUGCACUGAAAUUACCUGCCUAUUUCUGUGAC